AUGGCCGGCGUGGCGCGCACCCUGACGAGACUUGUCCUUGUGGGCGGAUUGUCGCUGGGCCUCGGCGGAUGUGUCAGCCUGGGCGGAAGUCCGGCUCUUCCCUUGACGCCCGGCUCGGGCGGCGGCGGUGCGGCAGUUCCGGCUGCCAGCCUCCUCGAACCGCUGGCCGGUGGCCUUGUCGGUCGUAUCGAGGCUCCGCGCCUGUCCCGCGCCGACCGCAUCGCCGCGCUUCAAAGCGAAUAUCGCGCGCUUGAAUACACCGCGCCCGGCGAUCUGGUGACCUGGCAGGGGCGCUCCGGCGGCCUUGCGGGGCAGGUUGUCGCCUCCCAGCCCUACCGCGUCGGCUCGCAGGAUUGCCGGCAAUACACCCAUACCGUCACGACCGGAGCGGUGACCCCCUCGGUCGUCCGCGGCACCGCCUGUCGCAACCCCGACGGCAGCUGGACCCUUCUUUCCUGA
Effrenium voratum is the source of this 459-nucleotide messenger RNA. NCBI's taxonomy places the organism in Eukaryota, Dinophyceae, Suessiales, Symbiodiniaceae. The record is from the annotation of a GenBank genome assembly.